This is a messenger RNA of Colletotrichum godetiae, 3846 nucleotides long. RefSeq names its product DSHCT domain-containing protein. Lineage: Eukaryota; Fungi; Ascomycota; Sordariomycetes; Glomerellales; Glomerellaceae. The coding region runs from base 1 to 3846 and encodes 1281 amino acids. The transcript is spliced from 3 exons. The record is from RefSeq and is a predicted model, not a curated record. Gene Ontology annotation, biological process: nuclear-transcribed mRNA catabolic process, 3'-5' exonucleolytic nonsense-mediated decay. Gene Ontology annotation, cellular component: Ski complex. Gene Ontology annotation, molecular function: RNA binding; ATP binding; RNA helicase activity.
AUGGCUUCCGACCUGGCCACGGCCAUUCAAGGUCUCCAUCUUGAGGACCUUCCCGACUCCAACAUUGACGACAUCUUAUUCCAGCAACGGCCAAGCAAGCGCGUCAAGCAAGAUGUUACGGAGCUGAAGACGAGUCUAGAGACUGAUUUUCUCAUGCCAUGCAUGAAAUUCUCACCCGAAUGGCUCAAUGGCCUGCAGCAGCGCUGGGAUUGCCCUGUGGAUUAUACGGAGCUCCUCAAAAUAGGCAAUCCUCAAACCAGGACUGUGACACGGUUCGAAAGGCAUGGCCUUGAGGGCAGAGUGAGUGGCUACCGAAACGUCACCGUUCCCGCCAACAGCGCUACCGCCAAGAAUUCGACCUCAUUCCUUCGCAAGCCCGCCAAUAGAGCUGAUUUUGUCCGUGGAGCUGCCGGAUUCUUUCCCUUCGCACCCGGAGGCCUGGAUGGGAUCGAGGCAACCGCAGCACUCGAGGACCAGGUUCACCGGUCUGGAGGUGGAGAGGCUGCAGCUCUGUCAAAUAACAAGCUCGAGCGGGUCAUCAAACUCGGUGUCGAGGGCGGCCUACUCGAGGUUGCGCCUGGACUGAGUCGCAGUCUCAAUAUCGGCCAAAAGAAGGCUGAUGAGGACGAAGCCAGGGCGAUUGAGCAAGAGCUGGACCAGGAGCCGGAACAACCACCAGGUGUUGACGAGGCAGACGGCGAGGCACAGACGAAUGACGACAAGGUGGAUGAGGUCGAGUCCGAAGAUGAAGAAGACAGCGAGGAUAUUGACGCCAUUUUGCCUGUCGAGUUUCCAGCUCUCGAACCCCACGGUACCUUAGCUGCGUCGAGUGCCAGGAAGGCCGGCCGAGAGUGGGCCCACAUGGUUGAUAUCGACAGGGACAUCACCAACUUCAGAGAGUUGGUGCCCGAUAUGGCAAGAGACUGGCCCUUCGAGCUCGAUACUUUCCAGAAGGAGGCCAUUUAUCACCUCGAGAGUGGCGAUUCUGUCUUUGUCGCUGCGCACACAUCAGCCGGUAAAACCGUCGUUGCCGAAUACGCCAUCGCCCUCGCAACAAAGCACAUGACAAAGGCGAUUUACACCUCCCCGAUCAAAGCCUUGAGUAACCAGAAAUUCCGAGAUUUCCGUCAAACUUUCGACGAGGUUGGUAUCCUGACGGGUGAUGUGCAAAUCAACCCUGAGGCCAGUUGCCUGAUCAUGACGACGGAGAUUCUAAGAAGUAUGCUCUACCGUGGAGCCGACCUUAUCCGAGACGUCGAAUUCGUCAUUUUUGACGAGGUACACUACGUCAAUGAUUUUGAGCGCGGCGUCGUCUGGGAAGAGGUCAUCAUCAUGCUCCCCGAACAUGUAACCCUCAUUCUCCUCUCAGCAACGGUGCCUAAUACCUACGAAUUUGCCUCCUGGGUUGGACGCACUAAGCAAAAGGACAUCUAUGUCAUCUCAACCCCAAAGCGGCCUAUUCCAUUGGAGCACUACCUGUGGGCUGGCAAGAACAUUCAUAAAAUCGUUGACUCGGACAAGAAAUUCAUCGAGAAGGGCUGGAAGGAAGCCAAUUCGGCAAUCCAGGGCAAAGACAAGACCAGGGCAUCCGAGCCAGUCAACGCCCCUCGCGGCGGCGGUGGCCAGAGAGGAGGCCAGAGAGGAGGAGGAGGAGCCCAGCGCGGUGGACAGCGAGGGGGGCAGCGUGGCGGCGGUCCUCAGCAAAGAGGCCGUGGUGGAGCGCCGCGCGCCAGUCACAAUCCAGGUCACAUGGGAAGAACCGGCCGCCAGGGUGGUUUUACCUCUGCAGCCCAAGACAAGAACCUUUGGGUUCAUCUGGUUCAGUUUCUAAAGAAGUCGAGCCUCCUUCCGUCGUGCAUAUUCGUCUUCUCGAAGAAGCGAUGCGAGGAGAAUGCCGAUGCACUCAGUAACCAGGACUUCUGCACGGCGACUGAGAAGAGUGCUAUCCACAUGACUAUCGAGAAGUCCAUUGCCAGACUCAAGCCCGAGGAUCGGGCUCUGCCACAGAUUAUCAGACUGCGGGAGCUUUUGUCCAGAGGUAUUGCGGUUCAUCACGGAGGCUUAUUGCCAAUCGUCAAGGAGAUUGUCGAGAUUCUCUUCGCUCAAACUCUUGUCAAGGUGCUCUUUGCCACGGAGACAUUCGCCAUGGGUCUCAAUCUGCCAACCAGGACAGUCGUUUUCUCUGGGUACCGUAAACACGACGGCCACUCCUUCAGAAACCUGCUUCCUGGCGAGUAUACACAGAUGGCCGGCCGAGCAGGUCGUCGUGGCUUGGAUACAGUCGGCUCGGUCAUUAUCGUUCCUCCAGGGGGAGACGAAGCUCCCCCUGUUGCUGACCUUCAAAAGAUGAUUCUAGGAGAGCCGUCGAAGCUCAGAUCCCAGUUCCGUCUCACCUACAAUAUGAUCCUCAAUUUACUCCGGGUUGAAGCUCUCAAGAUUGAAGAGAUGAUCAAGCGUAGCUUCUCGGAACAUGCCACCCAGCAGCUGCUCCCUGAGCAUGAGAAGGCAGUCAAAAUUUCAGAGGCUGACUUGGCUAAGAUCAAGCGAGACUCGUGCAGCGUCUGCGACGUGUCUAUGGACGAGUGUCAUCAAGCGUCGGAGGACUACAAGCAACUCACCGGGGAAGUUUACAAGUCUCUGAUUGGUAUAACCAUUGGCCGCAAGAUGUUCAGUCAGGCCCGCUUGAUCGUAUACAACAGGGAUGGUAUUCGCACACCAGGCAUCUUGCUGUCCGAUGGCGCGAGUGACAAGGGGCAAAGCGGUCCUACUCUGCAUGUCUGUGAGAUCAGACUCACGAGGGAGACUCGUGAUUCCACAGACCUUUUGCCUUUCAUCCCGGCCUUCCGCAAGUACUUUACACCGCUACCGCAGGCCAAGAAGCACGUGCGGAUCAAGACUCUGCAGGUUCCCCUGAGUGAUGUUGAAUGUUUGACGAGAUAUGUCACCAAGGGCAUUGUGCCAGAGAUCUUCCAAGGAGGGGAGAAGUAUGCAAAAGCAAAGGACAGGCUUCAUGCGCUGUGUCGAUCGUGGGAUGAUCUCUGGGACGAGAUGGAUCUAUCCAAAAUCAAGAAUCUCUCUUUUCAGGAGAUGAUGAAGAAGAGAAAGGAUGCAGAAACCGUUGCCUCGUGCUCGCCUGCCAUCUCGUGUCCUCAGUUUUUGAAGCAUUUUGCCAUGUGCCAUGAUCAGUGGCUCAUCAAGGAGCACAUCUCCCAGCUCCGGCAAUCUCUCUCGGAUCAGAACCUCCAGCUUCUGCCGGACUACGAGCAGCGUAUUCAGGUGCUUAAACAGCUCCAAUUCAUUGACGAUAGCGCCAGGAUACUGCUCAAGGGUAAAGUGGCCUGCGAGAUUCACUCGGGCGAUGAACUCGUUUUGACAGAGUUGAUUUUGGACAAUGUGCUCGCCGACUACGAGCCAGCCGAAAUCGCUGCCUUACUUUCAGCGUUUGUCUUCCAGGAAAAGACAGACACUCAACCCAACCUAACGGGCAACCUUGAGCGGGGCAAGGAUACCAUCAUUGCUAUCAGCGAGAAGGUUAACGAAGUCCAGACACUCCACCAAGUCAUUCAGUCUGCGGAUGAUUCGAAUGACUUUAUCUCUCGUCCCCGGUUUGGUCUGAUGGAAGUCGUCUACGAAUGGGCGCGAGGCAUGAGCUUCAAGAACAUCACUGAUCUGACCGAUGUCCUGGAAGGAACUAUUGUGCGGACCAUCACACGUCUGGACGAAACAUGCCGUGAGGUGAAGAACGCCGCUCGCAUCAUUGGAGACCCGGAACUGUACCAGAAGAUGCAGACAGCGCAAGAGAUGAUCAAGCGCGAUAUCACGGCAGUUGCUAGUCUUUACAUGUAA